GAGAGAGCCAGAAGAGAGGAGGGCAUUGAGAGGGGAGCAUUAAGUAUCUGAAGCCGCCCGGUCAGCUAUGCUCCUCCGACAGAUCGGUUGAGAGCGGCAUCCCCGUGACCUGCCGCGCUCCGGAGAAGCCCGAUCCGCCGGACAGGAGGGAGGAAAGACACCAUGCAGCCUCCUCCACAAAGGCAGCGCUUCUACUGAGCGGAGCUGGAUUACAGUCACCCUCUCUGUUUGCUCCCCGCUGCCUACCUACCCACAUGAAUUUUGCAAACUGUCAAGAGAACGGAGCACUUCCUACCAAGAGUGCCUACCCCUGAUGAGUAAAUCCGUACCUGCAUAUUAGUCGUCAACCAACUCAGCGACGGUGCCAUGCCUUCGUGUAAGCCAGACAGAGCUUUGGCCCAGUCCAGGCGACCCAUCCUUGGCUACUGCCUUUGUCCUUCUCCCUUGUGUCUGCUGCUGCCUUUGAUUAUCCUCCUUACCAGGCCUUGGAACAGCGUGUGUCAAGCACUAGCUCCACCGAGGUUCACCAAAAUUCCCACAGACCAGAUUGGAGUGUCAGGGGGUGUGGCAUCAUUUGUGUGCCAGGCCACUGGCAACCCCAAGCCAGUCGUCUACUGGAACAAGAAGGGCAAGAAGGUCAACUCCCAGCGUAUCGAGGUGACCAUAGAGUUUGAUGAAGGUGCUGGAGCCGUGCUGAGGAUCCAGCCUCUUAGAGCUCCUCGAGAUGAGAACGUCUACGAGUGUGUGGCACGCAACAACCAGGGAGACAUCGCCAUCACUGCAAAGCUGGCCAUUAUCAGAGAGGACCUGUUGCCGUUUGGCUUCCCCAGCAUAGACAUGGGUCCCCAGUUGAAGGUAGUGGAGCGGACAAAGACAGCCACCAUGCUCUGUGCUGCCAGCGGCAUCCCUGACCCGGAGAUCUCCUGGUUCAAAGAUUUCCUCCCCGUCGACCCCAGCCUCAGCCAGGGUCGCAUCAAACAGCUCCGAUCAGGAGCAUUGCAGAUUGAAAACAGUGAAGAGACGGACCAAGGGAAGUACGAGUGCGUGGCUACUAAUUCCCAAGGCGUACGCUACUCCUCCCCAGCAAACCUUUAUGUGCGAGAGCUUCGAGAAGGAGCUUCAGACACAUUUCGCCGUGUGCCCCCUCGUUUCUCUAUCUUACCCUCCAAUCAUGAGAUCAUGCCCGGGGGGAGUGUCAACAUCACCUGCGUGGCUGUGGGUUCGCCCAUGCCUUACGUCAAGUGGAUGUUGGGCAUUGAGGACCUGACCCCGGAGGAUGAGAUGCCCGUUGGACGGAACGUGCUGGAGCUCAACGGCGUCCGGGAAUCUGCCAACUACACCUGCGUGGCCAUGAGCAGCUUGGGUGUGAUUGAGGCCACUGCUCAGGUCUUAGUCAAGACCUUACCAAAGCCUCCUGGCACACCCAUCGUCACAGAGACCACAGCUACAAGUGUCACCAUCACCUGGGACUCAGGCAAUCCUGACCCAGUCUCCUAUUACAUCAUUCAGUACCGGGCCAAAGGGCCAGACAGCAAGUACGAGACUGUGGACAGCAUAACCACCACCCGCUAUAGCAUUGGCGGGCUCUACCCCAACACUGAGUAUGAAAUACGGGUGUCAGCCUUCAACAGCAUCGGCCAGGGUCCACCUUCCGCACGUGUGGAGGCCCGCACCGGAGAGCAAGCCCCUGCUAGCCCCCCACGUAACGUGCAGGCCCAUGUUAUCUCUGAGAACACUGUGAUGGUGCGCUGGGAGGAUCCAGAGGAGCCCAAUGGACAGGUGAAAGGCUACCGUGUGUACUACACCAUGGACCCAUCCCGACCCAUUAAUGAGUGGCAGAUUCACAAUGUACAGGACAGCUUGAUCACCACCAUUCAGAACCUCAUCACCUCAGAGACCUACACCAUCCAGGUCCUCGCCUUCACCUCCGUAGGAGACGGCCCUUUUUCAGAUCCUGUGCAUGUAAAAGUUUUGCGUGGAGUUCCAGGUCAACCAGUCAAGUUUAAAGUUGGGAAGGUGACAGACACCAGCAUCGAGCUGAUCUGGGAACCUGCAUACACCAAGGAGAAAAUAGUCAACUACGAGCUACUCUACAAACCUGUCAAGUUUGGCAGCUUGGCAAAGUUGACCCUUGAGCCGAGGAACUCUUUCACAGUUGAGGGCCUAAAAGCAAACACUGAGUACUCCUUCUCCUUGGCCGCCAUCUCCAACAAAGGCAUCGGAGCGUUCACCAAUGAAGUUGUGCAGAGGACAUCCCAAGCCAAGCCCUCAGCUGCACCAGAGGGUGUGUCCUGUGAGAGUGUCAGCUCCACCUCGCUGAGAGUGAGCUGGCAGCCACCUCAGUUGGAGGCCCAGAACGGCGAGUUGGCAGGUUAUGAGCUCAAAUACCAGAGAGUUUCUGGGACAGGAGAAGAAGAAGAGGCAGGAGGAGGUGAAAGUCAGGGAUCCGAGGUGGAGAAGUUUCUCAUCGCAGCCCAUCAGAGACAAACUGUGUUGGAAGGGCUGGAGAAGUGGAGCUGGUACAAUAUCACACUGGCAGCCUCCACAGCAGAGGGAAUCGGACCCAGUAGCCCACCCAUACUGUGCAGAACAGAUGAGGACGUGCCCGGUGCUGCCCCUCGUCAGGUGGACGUUCAGCCACUCAACUCCUCAGCUCUCCGUGUAAUGUGGCGCUCUGUGUUGCCACGGUUACGGCAAGGCCAGAUCCGAGGGUACCAGGUGCACUUUAACCGUGUGGAGAGCGGUGAAUCACGCACCCUGCCCCGAAUCAAAGACCUUCUCCUGGAUGAAUCCCAGAUGGAGGAGGAUGAUUCGACUCAGUAUGUGAGUGCAGACUGCCGGUCGUUUUCCCACAAGGAAAUAAUAAAUGACCUCACAAGCAAUCCAUACAGCAGAAUGAAUCCGGAGCUGGUUUUAGGAGGUUUAAAACCAGAGACAUUGUACUCUGUCUCAGUGGCUGCAUACACCACUAAAGGGGAUGGAGCGCAUAGUAAAGCUAAGCUGGUGCAGACCACAGGGAUUGUGCCUGGCUCUCCAUCCCUUUGGGUGCGUCCAGGAUCGGGCUCGUCUGCGGUGGUGAGGUGGGCUCCUCCGCUUGACUGCUCCGAGACAGGUUCUGAUGACCGGGCAGUGCCAGUAGAAAUCCAAGGCUACCGCCUACAGUUUGGGCGGAAGAACACUUCUUUAAACAGCACUGUGGAUUUCCCACCACGCGAGAGAAACUUCACUGUCAGAAACCUCUCCCCUGGGUCCUCCUACCUCUUUGUCCUCUCUGCAAAGAGCCAAGCGGGCUAUGGAAAUGCGGCACAGCAGGAAAUAACUGUUCCCAUUUGUCCACCUUCGGAAUACCCCAAAAUAAUUGAUUUCGUCAACGCUAGCUGCUGCUCCCUUCAGUUCUCAUGGCUGCCCCCCACCCCAGACGAGUGCAGCGGCGAUGUUACAGAGUACACUAUAGCCUACAAACAGGCUUCUGACCAGGGCUCCUCUGCCUCACCGGCUUCCUCCGUUCCCCCUUGGCUCAUCACGCUUCCUGCAAGCGAGUCCAGCUACACCAUCUUGGGUCUGAAUCACAGUACAGCCUAUGAGGUGAAGCUCAGAGCCCACAACCAGGCAGGGCCAGGCCCUUUCAGUCCCGCUGAGCUGUACCUCACCCUGGCCUUUGAAACAGAUGUGCCGAGAAAUUUUUCCGUCAAUCUGGCCACUAAGACGAGCGUUCUUCUCACCUGGGACUUUCCAGAGACAAGCAACCCUUAUCCCUUCAUUGUGGAGUAUAACCGUCAUAAGAUGGACCUGGACGCGCGUCUUAAAAAGGCAGUCAUCACAAAUCUUAAUCCCGACACCAGCUACGACUUUAAAAUCACUGCUGCAGAGGGCAACAUGGGAGGCCUUCGCCACCGCAUCACAGCCAAAACAUCCCCACCAAUCACCAUCCGUCGCCCUGAGAUCGACCCGAGCCGCCGUGAAACAGAGGCCACCGUCACCAUAAUCCUGCCGUUGCUGGAAACUCGUACGCCUGUCAAGAACAUUUAUGUUGUCGUGGUUCCCCUGCGUAGAGCUCGUGGCGUCAUCAAACAACCGAAAAGUCCAGAUGAAAUGGACCUAGAGGAGCUCUUAAAAGACAUCAGUCAAAGGCAACGAGAUUCUCGGCAGCAGAAGCAGGUGGAUUUGAGGCGGGCUUACAUCACAGCCCGUUUUACACCUGCAACUCUACCCGCCUUCUUCUCUUUGGGGGACCAGCUGGACUAUGGAGGCUAUGAGAACCGAGCUCUAGAAGCGGGCCAGGAGUACGUGUUUUUCAUCCUGGUGGAGCUCAACUCUACAUCAGGGAGGAUGUACGUGGCCAGCCAAUACACUGAGAAGGUGAUCGCCCCGCAUUCAGACCCUCAGCCCUUUGACGCCGGUGAUGGUCUGAUCUGGGUUGUCGGACCCGUCCUGGCUGUCGUCUUCAUCAUCUGCAUUGUUAUUGCUAUCCUCCUGUACAAAAACAAACCUGACAGCAAACGCAAAGACUCUGAACCAGGAACCAAAAGCCUCUUGAGCAAUGCAGAGAUGAUGGCCCAUCACCCGACAGACCCCGUAGAGAUGAGACGCAUCAAUUUUCAGACUCCCGGAAUGAUGAGCCACCCCCCCAUCCCCAUCAGCGAGCUGGCUGAGCACAUCGAGCUGCUGAAAGCUAAUGACAACCUGAGACUCUCCCAAGAGUAUGAGUCGAUCGACCCCAGCCAGCAGUUCACCUGGGAGCACUCCAACCUGGAGGUGAACAAGCCCAAAAACCGCUAUGCCAACGUCAUCGCGUACGACCAUACACGAGUCAUCCUGGCUCCCGUAGAUGGUAUCCUGGGAAGUGACUACAUCAAUGCUAACUACAUUGACGGGUAUAGGAAACAGAACGCCUACAUUGCCACCCAGGGACCCCUGGCAGAGACAUUCGGGGACUUCUGGAGGAUGGUGUGGGAACAGAGGACCGCCUCUGUCGUCAUGAUGACGCGCCUUGAGGAGAAAUCUAGGAUAAAGUGUGAUCAGUACUGGCCGAGUCGCGGCACAGAGACAUACGGGAUGACCCAGGUCACAUUGCUGGACACAAUGGAGCUCGCUACUUUCUGCGUCCGCACAUUUUCUCUGCAUAAGAAUGGCAGCAGUGAAAGGAGGGAGGUGCGUCAGUUCCAGUUCACUGCUUGGCCCGAUCAUGGUGUGCCUGAGUAUCCCACCCCCUUCCUGAACUUCCUUCGCAGAGUCAAGGCCUGCAACCCUCCUGAUGCUGGACCCAUCAUUGUCCACUGCAGUGCCGGUGUGGGUCGCACUGGCUGUUUCAUAGUCAUCGACGCUAUGCUGGAACGCAUUCGACACGAGCGCACUGUGGACAUCUACGGCCAUGUGACUCUCAUGCGCUCACAGAGAAACUACAUGGUACAAACGGAGGACCAGUACAGCUUCAUCCAUGAGUCCCUGUUGGAGGCGGUGGCCUGUGGGAACACUGAGGUGGCCGCCCGCAGCCUCUAUUCAUACAUGCAGAAGCUGUCCAAGGUGGAGCCUGGAGAGCAUGUCACCGGCAUGGAGCUGGAGUUUAAGCGCCUGGCUAACACCAAAGCCCACACAUCACGGUUUGUCACAGCAAACCUCCCUUGCAACAAAUUCAAGAACCGACUGGUGAACAUCAUGCCCUACGAAACCACUCGCGUUUGCCUGCAGCCCAUCCGAGGUCUGGAGGGCUCCGACUACAUCAAUGCCAGUUACAUAGAUGGAUACAGGCAGCAAAGAGGCUACAUCGCCACCCAGGGUCCACUGGCUGAGACUACGGAAGACUUCUGGAGGAUGCUGUGGGAGCACAACUCGACCAUCGUGGUCAUGCUGACAAAGCUGAGAGAAAUGGGACGGGAGAAGUGUCACCAGUACUGGCCUGCCGAGCGCUCUGCCAGGUACCAGUACUUUGUAGUGGACCCGAUGGCGGAGUACAACAUGCCUCAGUACAUCCUGCGGGAGUUCAAAGUGACGGACGCCAGGGACGGCCAGUCCAGAACAGUACGUCAGUUCCAGUUCACCGAUUGGCCAGAACAAGGCGUGCCCAAAUCUGGGGAGGGCUUCAUCGACUUCAUUGGCCAAGUGCAUAAAACCAAGGAGCAGUUCGGCCAGGAUGGACCGAUCACCGUUCACUGCAGUGCUGGUGUGGGGCGGACAGGCGUCUUCAUCACUCUUAGCAUUGUACUGGAGCGGAUGCGUUAUGAGGGAGCCGUGGACAUCUUCCAAACUGUCAAAAUGCUGCGGACACAGAGACCAGCUAUGGUGCAGACUGAGGAUGAGUACCAGUUCUGCUAUCAGGCUGCUCUUGAGUACCUGGGUAGCUUCGACCACUAUGCAACAUAAAAGAAAUCAACACAUCCUACUUUCUGCUUUGACGUCAACCUAACAGCAAACAAAUUGAAGGAGGGAGAAACAGAGAGAGAGGUGGUCAGAAACAAUACUCAACUUUUCUUGGAGGCAACAUUUAAAGAUUUAAGGACCAAUUCUUCACCAACUACUGACAAAAGCAACAACAGUUCCUUAACAGCAGCCAAGCUCACCAGUGCAUUCCCUGCUGGGCGCGGAGACUAUCCAUGUGUAAUCCAUAUACUUACCUCAGUGUUCCAGUGUGAAGGACGUAUAAAUACAUGUGUGUUGUGGUCAGCUAUCUCAAGUAUGAACCAGUGAAAUACAAAAAGGUUUCUGAACAGGAGCUACGCUACUCUAUGUGUGUAAAAUACAUAAAAGAUUUAAGUGAAAACCAUAAAAAACACAAAGAGCCUGGAUAUUUGCUGCACCCGAAAUGGGCUUUUUAUCCUCAACUUUAUAUCGAUUAGUUUGAUGUACUAAAAGGAGUUACAAGGUGAACGUUUCUUUGUGUCUAUGAGUCUACUUCAAAGACGUCUACUGACCCGCUAGCCCUGAGGACCCAGGUGGACGCUCUUCACCAGAUGCACAGUGCCAAGACUAAACCACGCCGCUCGAGCAACAACUGGGGCCUAUAAGGAGGCAUGACUCCAGUUUGUUUUCCAGCACGACAGACCAGUACGAGAAAAGUCCCUCCCCAGGUUUACAAUACCUUGAGUCACAGCUGACCUUGGAGCCACAUUGAUUGGCCGCCACAUCCGGAAGCUCACAGGGAUCUGCUGCAUUCUUCAUCGACAAAAAAAGUCCUGCUUGCUGUUUGCUAUCGUCCUUGUUCAUCACCUCUCCUGGUUCCUCUUGAAUGUCUCCCCACUUGUUCAGGAGUUGCUUAUUGAAGGCAACGCUAACAGAAGAACUGAGCUCUAUAUGUUUCCGUUUGUUUCUUUUCUUUGUUCUCAUAUCUGCAGGUAUUUGUUUUGGUGUUUUCCUUUGCCUUAUGCAGACUCAAGUUUCCUCUCUUCAACAUGCUGCUUGAUGCUCAUUCUUUGUUUACAAAGCGUUGCGUUGCAAAACAUAACAUCUUAAAGAUAAGGAUGGACAUUGUGUCAUUAUCAUCUUCCUACACUGACAGUUUCCUACUUGAAUUGCAGUGAAAUCCGUCUUAUAUUUUACCUGUUAAGUUUACUGCUAAUGGAGUAAUGAAGAAAAUCCUAAAAAUCAGAAAGCUUGAGGUAGAGAGCCUUGCUAAAGUAUUUAAAUAUGUAUAUUCAUUUGAACUGGUUUGCCUUUUGUCAUGCUUCAACCAUUCACAUUUUUGGAAUUUAUUGCACAUUUGUACAAUGGAACAGCAUAAAUCAAGAUAAUAUAUAUGAAUAUGUGAAUACAUUUAUAAUUGAUGGGAGCUAAAUAUAACUUUAUGACCCAGUUUUCAGGUAAAAAAAAAAAAUCCUGAAACUUGAGCUUCAUUUUCAUUUGAUUUUUUACCACUACUGCACCUGUUGUUGGUUCUUCCUCUUAAAAUACAUCAAAGGUUGUGAUUGCAGGAAGACAAAAUGUGGAUAAAAUACUUUAGCAAGGGGCUGUACAUUUCCAAUCCUUCAUAGAAAGCCUUUUAUAUCAUUUGUUUCAUUUAUCCAUCUGUAGAAAAGCUAAAAACUUCACCUGUGGGUGUAAACUGCUCCGACUCGCGUGAAAAUGUUAGUGUGCGUCUUUUACAUAAUUUGAACCGUAUUCAAGCUCGACCCGAUUCAGUGCUGAAAGAGCAUAUUAAAGUCUCGGUGGGAGACAUAUGGGCCAGUUCCACCACUUUUGUACAUACAGCCUGCCACUAGAGUCCCACACUGUACCGUUCCUUACAUCCUAGCACAGCGUAUAUAAAGUGGGACCGGAUAUGAUGUACUUAGCGUCUUUAAUAAUAAGCCUUAUUGUUCUCGCUCAAUUUGUCGUAUUUAUUUCAUAUGUUUUUCAAAAUAUAUAUAUUAAUUCUAUUUUGUUAUUUUGUUGGGUUUUUUUAAUUAAAAUGUUUGUUUUUUGGCAAGUCAAUGUUAAAGUAUAAAGUUGCUUUUUUUCUUUGUUUUUCAAUUUUUUUAUGCUUUUUUUAAUUAUAUGCUUUGUAUUGAGGACGUAUGCCCUCAGUGUUGGGUACUAUUUGAUACUAACUACUGAUGUCUGAUUAGUCAUAGAGAUGUACAAUAGAGGCAGAGCUAUUUACGGUUUACAGUGAUGCCCCUUAUGACCCCCCAUCUCCCAAAGUCCAGCUAUACAUAGCUCCCGCAGCGGUGCGUUCAGGGCAUCGCAAAAAUCCGACAUUUAGAGCAGACGUGAUAUGCUGUUGGUGUUUAGUUUGCUUGAAAGCACACAGUAGCAGGUGUAUUUAUGACAGGGAGGGGAUAUGAAUCGUCUAGCUACACAUUUUACACCAACAAACCCUCAGAGGUUAUUGUUUAAAUCUAAACUUAUUCUCAUAUGAACUCUUAUGUGUGGUCCUGGAGUCUUGACAAUGUUUGAACAUAUAUAAAAAUAUGUUACUCCUUCAAUUUCUAAUGAUUAUUGUGUCAAGAGAAAUAUAUAAAACAGGCACACGUGAAAUGUAUAAUGAACGUGUGGUGGGCCAGCUCUGAUGAUGCCAUACCCCUCACUUAUGUACUUGUACUUUCCUUUCAAACCAUAGAUGUAGAUAUUGUAUCUUGAAUUUGUAUUAAAAGCAGAUGGUUGGAUAUACGGCA
Cyprinodon tularosa is the source of this 9086-nucleotide messenger RNA. Its product is annotated as receptor-type tyrosine-protein phosphatase S-like. Lineage: Eukaryota; Metazoa; Chordata; Actinopteri; Cyprinodontiformes; Cyprinodontidae. The record is from RefSeq and is a predicted model, not a curated record. Bases 367 to 6360 code for a protein of 1997 amino acids. Gene Ontology annotation, molecular function: protein binding; protein tyrosine phosphatase activity. The transcript is spliced from 37 exons. Gene Ontology annotation, biological process: protein dephosphorylation.